Messenger RNA from Bursaphelenchus xylophilus (pine wood nematode), 1130 nucleotides. NCBI's taxonomy places the organism in Eukaryota, Metazoa, Nematoda, Chromadorea, Rhabditida, Aphelenchoididae. The record is from the annotation of a GenBank genome assembly.
AUGAGGAUAUUUCUUUUAACCGCGUGCUUGGCAUGCAUUGCAACUGCGGACGAGUUGGCGGGUGCAAGGAAUCAAGUAAAGAGAUUUAUUAGUAGCCAGCUGAGUGACUCCAUCAUCAACAAGGGAGUUCAGUCGCUGUACAAGAGCGCUUUGGCUGGAGAUAGCUAUGACACCGCGUGUACUAGUGAGUCCGAUUGAUUUGCGAUGAAUUAACGGCAUUACAACUUUUCGGGUCAACGACAGUUCGGGUCGACGAUACCUUGGGACCUUGGGUUGCCUAGAUUUCUCGUUGUCUGCAUGGGGAGGCUACCAGAAGGCUUUGUUUAUGGAAAUACAAAUAUUUUAGGUAAAUUGCUGUAAUAAUAUUCAAAUAAAACUUCUUAAGGAUCUUUAUCUUUUGGGCUCAAUUUGGUUUGUUAUAUCUUAUAGUAACUCAGGGUAAAGAAAACUAAGGUUAGUAAUAGAUAAAAUCAUAAAAAUUGGUCAUACUGUUAGUCUUCCUCAAGUCUCCGCCGAGCCUUCGCUGAGCGUCCGCCGACCAUCCCAUCCAGCGGCUUUGCCAGACCUCGUAGGCGUUUCCUACAACAUUUUCUUGGCCCCUACGCCUAGUAUCGAGUUUUAUUUGUUGACCUGAACUGUCUCUGACCCGAAAAGUAUAGAUUUGCGGUACUAACUAAGCUUACAUCCCUCGCAAAUUUUUUGUUUACAGAUCUCAAAACCGCCGUCAAAAGCGAGUUCUUCUCACAGACCAAGCUCAUCAGUGCGUUGAUGACGUUGCGUGAGCACCUCUCGGACACUGACGCUUUCCUGGAUGUUGCCAAACACUCGCUUCGGAAGAAGGCCGCACCUUUUUACAAUAAGGUACGGAGAGUAAAAUGCGCAUAUUACUGACCAAUUUAGGUGAAGAAGAUCAAGCCAAAGACGUUGAAGGCUUACAAUAAGAUCUUUGUGAAGGUAGGUCGAUGAACUAUCUAAACCUAACCAAUCUUUAGAUGAUAAACAAGAGGAUGGUGAAAGCCGUAGCCACGCUGGUAAAGAGGUCCUCUUCGGCCAAGGACUGGAAAUACUUUGUCGACGAUCUUUACAACGUCGCGGAGUUCAAGACACUUGGAAUUGCCAGGGUCAACUAA